GUGUCCCUCUUCCUCAUCAACCACCUUUGAAAAAUUAGCCACGGUUAAUAUUUGAGGGAAGAUGAGAACAGAAAUACUAAUAUGGUCCUUAUUUAUUCUCUGUCUGGUUGUUCAUUCUGCAUGCGAAAGCACUUCCAACCCUAAAACUGGAGGUUAUACACCUCUGAAGAAGCAGCAUGGUCACCUCAAACUUAAGGAUGUAUAUGAUAUGAUGAACAAAUCAAGCAGAAAAGACCAUCAAAUAAUGCAUGAAGUUCAGCAUUUAAGGAUUUCCGAGAAAGCAAAGCCAUCCUACGGUGGUGCCUCCGACCUUAGGCACACCCAUCCCGGCAAGGGUGCAGCAAGCCCUUUACUAGCUAAACCCCCCAAUUUCUUCCUCUUCGCAGUGCUCAGGCAUGUUGCUGUUGGAUCGAUCAUCUUUGCUCUGUACUAAUCGCUUGAGGUAAUUUUGCAAACGUGAUUUAGGACGGAAGUUUUGCGAUGAAACUUUCGCUGUUAAACCCGUGUUUAAACCCGUUUCUCUAACCUGUUUCUUAUGUAAUUGUGAAUUAGAAUAUCUACUUAUUGAA
Messenger RNA from Pyrus x bretschneideri (Chinese white pear), 569 nucleotides. RefSeq lists its product as uncharacterized. The record is from RefSeq and is a predicted model, not a curated record. The transcript is spliced from 2 exons. Lineage: Eukaryota; Viridiplantae; Streptophyta; Magnoliopsida; Rosales; Rosaceae. The coding region runs from base 62 to 433 and encodes 123 amino acids.